Messenger RNA from Cantharellus anzutake, 666 nucleotides. Its product is annotated as Redoxin-domain-containing protein. The transcript has 8 exons. The record is from RefSeq and is a predicted model, not a curated record. Gene Ontology annotation, molecular function: thioredoxin peroxidase activity. Gene Ontology annotation, cellular component: peroxisome; mitochondrion; cytoplasm. Lineage: Eukaryota; Fungi; Basidiomycota; Agaricomycetes; Cantharellales; Hydnaceae. Gene Ontology annotation, biological process: cellular response to oxidative stress; cell redox homeostasis; hydrogen peroxide catabolic process. Bases 1 to 666 code for a protein of 221 amino acids.
AUGGUUCCCUCUCUCCCGCGUUUCCCUCCACCCGCGCUUGCUCACGCACAAGGCAACCGUCAACGAGAUGUUACUAGUCAAGAUAUGAACUGGGGGCCUUUUCCCUCUGCAUUACCAGAAAAUAUGGCCAAUAUCAUCGCCAAAGCCACUGAGGUAGCUCACUCAGCGGCUGUCAGCCUUGCAACUGUAAGCCAGAUUAAGAUUGGUCAGGAGUUACCUCCUGUUCCUCUCAAGGAGAAUGAACCAAACUCUUCGGUUUCGAUCCAUAACCUUCCCGGAAGGAUCAUCUUGGUCGGUGUGCCUGGUGCUUUCACUCCUACCUGCAGCUCUCAGGCACCUGGAUACAUCGAGAAUUAUGAAAAGUUCACCGCUAAAGGUAUCCAGGGCAUCUACGUGAUCAGUGUUAACGACGCGUUUGUUACGAAAGCUUGGAAAGCCAAGCUUUCUGGAGAUAAAGAAACUUCAGUCCGCUUCCUCGCUGAUGACAAGGCAUCCUUUUCAGGUGGCCUUGGGCUCACCUUCGAUGCUACUGCUGGACUGGGAGGCAUUCGUGCGCAGCGAUUCGUCCUCGUCGUCAAUGACGGAAAGGUCGAGAACAUCUUCGUAGAGCCCGAUGCGAGCAAAACGACCAUCACCGCUGCAGAAGAAGUCCUCGCUAAGCUCUGA